Messenger RNA from Rhodamnia argentea, 2551 nucleotides. Its product is annotated as asparagine--tRNA ligase, cytoplasmic 2. Gene Ontology annotation, molecular function: asparagine-tRNA ligase activity; ATP binding. The record is from RefSeq and is a predicted model, not a curated record. Gene Ontology annotation, cellular component: mitochondrion. NCBI's taxonomy places the organism in Eukaryota, Viridiplantae, Streptophyta, Magnoliopsida, Myrtales, Myrtaceae. Gene Ontology annotation, biological process: asparaginyl-tRNA aminoacylation.
CUCGGCAAGUCGCGCUCGAAAACGCAGCGUAUCCCCAACCUCGAAGAACACGAAUAAGUACCUUAACCACCUCCCUCCUCCUUCCUCUCCUCUCUCGCGCCAUCUUUCGUCUCUCUGCGGAUCACCGUCAUCUGAUGUCGAAGCUCGGAAACAAUCCCUUUCCUUCUCCUCCAACCUCUCCCAUGUCUCCCUCGCUCCCCCAAGCAAAGCAUCCCCCGCGGCUUCUAUAUCACCCCAAUGCCUCCUCCGACCGUCCGUGUAAUCGCUCUCGCUCAAUACGCUCUGCGAUCUCGGUCUUUCCGUCUCGACUCGAUUCCUUGCUUUCCUCGUUUGACGCUACGAUAUGGCCUCCGACGAAGCAGCUCCAGCUCCGGUACCGGUUCCCACACCGGUUCCAGCUCCAGCAGCCGUCGAUUCGGUGGCCCCGUGGAAGUACUCGAACCGAGUGUUGUUGCGGACUGUGUUAGAGAGAAGCGAUGGUGGAUUGGGGCUGGCUGGGGAGAGGCUAGUGGUUGGAGGCUGGGUGAAGUCCUCCAAGGAGGAGAAGAAGGAAGCGCCGGCUCCGGCUCUGGCUCCGGCGGCCAAGACUGAGGCUGGCGUGGCAGAGCAUAAGGACGUGAGCUGCGUGGAAUUGUUUCACACUCCGAUACCUCUCUUUAGGUCGAUCAUGAAGGUGUUCAGUGGAAGCAGCCGUCCUACUCAACACAGGAUCGAAGCUGGCGUCGCUAAGCAACAGCCGCCGCCACCACCGUCGCCACCGCCUUCCAUUGCCUUUCUGCAAAUUAGCGAUGGCUCUUGCGUCGCGAGCUUGCUGGUAGAGGUAGACUCCUCAACAGCACCACCCAGUCGGCUUCCUCCCCCUAUUGGGACAUGUGUGUUGGUCGAAGGCACAUUGAAGCGGCCUGAAACACAAGGCAAGCACACCAUUGGGCUUAAAGCAGAAAAAAUUCUUCACAUUGGGACUGUAGAUCAUGACAGUUACAUAUUAUCAAAGAAGCGACUGCCUUUGGAAGCUUUGAGAAACAGCUUGCAGUUUCGACCUCGUACAACCACGGUAAAUUCUGUUAUGCGGAUACGAAGUGCCCUCACUUUUGCUACUCACACAUUCUUUCACGAUAAUGGUUUCCUCAAUGUGCAAGUACCAAUCAUCACAAGUACAGAUAGUGAAGGAUCUAGCCAAAAGUUCCAUGUAAAUGUCCUUCCCAGGAAAACAGUACCGAAGAGGGAUCAAACUGUCAAGAAGGAGAGUGCUGAUGUGAGUCUUGAUGCCAUAAAGGCUGCUGCAAGGGAGAAAAGUAAGCUAGUUGAUGAACUCAAGAGAACUGAAAGCAAUAAGGAAGCACUUGUUGCUGCCCUUCAGGAUUUAAAGAAAACAGAUGAGCUAGCAUCACAACUAGAAGCCACUGAAAAAUUGAAGUCAGGAGCUCCUAUGAAGGCCAAAGAAAGGAAAUUCUUUGAAGAUUUCUUUCCAAAUGAGACUUACCUAACGGUUUCUGGUCGGUUACAUCUGGAAAGUUAUGCCUGUGCCUUGGGACAGGUUUACUCUUUUGGACCCAGAUUUCGAGCAGAUACAACAGAAUCACCUAAACUGGUUGCAGAGAUGUGGAUGGUUGAGGUUGAAAUUGCAUUCUCCAAGUUAGAGGAUGUCAUGGACUGCGCCGAUGAUUUUUUGAAAUUCUCCUGCAAGUGGAUCCUGGAUAAUUGUGCUGAAGACAUGAAAUUUGUUGCUAAACGAAUCGACAAAGCAAGCAUAGAUCUCCUUCAAUCGGUACUGUCAAAACCAUCUGUGAAGAUCACCUACAGGGAAGCAGUGGAGGCUUUGACAAAGGCCAUGGAUAAUAAGGAAAUGAAAAUUGAAGGUGGUGUUGCUCUAACAGCAGAACAUCUCAGCUAUUUGGCGGAUGAGCUUUAUAAGAGCCCUGUGAUCAUCUACAAUUAUCCAAAAGAAGCGAAGCCCUUUUAUGUACGCCUAAAUGAUGAUGGAGAGACAGUGGCUGCUUUUGAUAUGGUUCUUCCAAAGGUCGGAAAACUUCUGACAGGUAGCCAAAGUGAGGAACGAAUUGAUUCACUGACCAAAAGGAUGAAAGAAAGGGGAGUGCCACAGGAGCAGCAUGGGUGGUACUUGGAUCUUCGGAGGCAUGGAACCGUCAUACAUUCGGGGUUCAGUUUUGGUUUCGACCUAAUGGUCCUGUUUGCCACCGGUCUCACAGAUGUCAGGGAGGUUAUCCCCUUCCCCAGAAGUUUUAGCAAAGCCGAUUGUUGAAAGACACACGAUUUGGAUGGAUCGUUGUACAGGUUUACCUGGAAAAAAAGGGGAAAAGAAAGAAGAAAAGGGAUAGUUGUGCCGUAAACGGCCCUUUGGAGGUCGCAAGACACUCGUAUUGCACCGUAACAAUUUGUUCUUUAUUCUUUGCAACAAAUAACCCGAGGUAAGGGAGACUCGGGAGAUAUCACAGAUGUACAGUAUUUAAAGGGAGAUAACAGGGGAUGUAUGCAUUUGUUUCUUGACGUCUGCAUACUUCUCUGCAUAUAUUAAUACCAUUGUCUACCG